AUGGCGACCGAGGCGCCCCAGCCUGUAGACACCACCGCCCAGCCCGCAGACACCACAGCCCAGCCUGCAGACACCACAGCCCAGCCCCAGCUCCAGCCCGAGCACGCCGCCGAGCCAGCGCAAAAGCCGCCCGUCAAGCGCUCAUGGAGGCGAAAGUACCGCAAGAUGCGCAUCAAGUUCGACAACGCCAUGAGCCAGAGCAACCACCUGAUCAUGGAGGAGUGGAAGGCUAUGGGCACCGCCCGCCGCCUGCAGGCCGAGAACGACCAGCUGCUCGACGCCCUGCUCGACUUCAACUCCCAGCCACGCGUCUCGGCGCGUCAACGCUUCGACCUGUCCGACCCUGCCAGCACACAAGCAGCCGAGCAGCGCCUGCACGGCCUGCGCGAACAGCUCAACGCCGGCGCCCUCACACCAGAGCAGUACGCCCAGCAUGCCGACCAGCUGCACGCUGCCCAGGCCGUCCAGCGCGUCCAGACGUCGCUCGCCACCCUCGAAGCCACCGUCCCACACACCACCACAACCGACCCGUCUGCCCUCCCCGACGGCAUCGACCUCAGCGAGCACGCGCCCGGCUACAUGUCGCCCGCACACGAGGAAGAGUACCUGCUCGCCCUCGACCAGCUGCUCGACGACCCCGCCUUCGACCCCGCCAGCCCCCACACCCGCACCCUGCACCUGGGGCCCUCGCAACCGCCGCUGAGCGAGAAGGAGCUUACCAUCCGCAACCCAGACAGCGUCUACAGCUGGCUGCGCAAGAAUCAGCCCCAGGUCUUCCUCCAGGACAAGGACGCCCCCCACCACGACAAUGUAUCCGAGAAGGCUGCCCCCAAGGGCGGCAACAAGAAGGGGCGCCAGUCCAACGUCGGCGGCACACCAGGGCCCAAGGAGGAACACGAUGGCGAGGACUUGGCCGCGCCCGAAGCCAAGGGCAAGGGGAAGAAGGGCGGAGGCGACCCGGACGACACAGCGUACCGACCCAAGGGUGGCAGCAGCAGGUCAUCGAAGCGCAAGAGAGAGGCUGGAGAAGGCGAGUCCAAGGGGGCUCGUAAGAAGAAUCGGCCCAGUGCAGCAGCAGCAUCAGCAGCAGCGGCAGCGGCAGCGGCAGCGGUGGCGGUUGCAGCUCCCUCGUCCGCGCCCGCGCCCGCUGCUACGGGGUAG
Messenger RNA from Ascochyta rabiei, 1161 nucleotides. RefSeq lists its product as uncharacterized. Gene Ontology annotation, biological process: chromatin remodeling. The transcript has 2 exons. Bases 1 to 1161 code for a protein of 386 amino acids. Gene Ontology annotation, cellular component: Ino80 complex; nucleus. The record is from RefSeq and is a predicted model, not a curated record. NCBI's taxonomy places the organism in Eukaryota, Fungi, Ascomycota, Dothideomycetes, Pleosporales, Didymellaceae.